AUGUUAUGGCAGAUGCCUUUAGCAGAGUUGCGAGCUCUUCUAGCACAAUUGAGCUUGUCUAGUGAAGGUGAAUUGUUAGCCGAGUUGCAAGUUGAGCCAGAGUUAGUAGGCGCGAGUAAGAGACUACAAAGUUCAGAUGGGCGAAUUAAGGCUCGGAUUAAGCAGGUUCGCCAAGGCGAGGUACCAGGUUUUGAGUUACAUGAUUGGGAUGUUUUGUACUUCAAGGGUCAAUUGUUCAUACCUGCUGACACUCAAUUGUGUAGUAAGAUCCUUCAUGAUGCACAUUAUAGUCCAUUCUCAGUUCAUCAAGGCAGUAACAAAAUGUACCAUGAACUUCGACAGUUGCAUUGGUGGCUGGUCAUGAAAAAGGAAGUGUCAGAGUUUGUCGUUAGGCGCUUAGUGUGUCAGCAAGUUAAAGUGGAACACCAUGUUCUUUCAGGAUCACUUCAUCCCAUUCAGAUUCCUUAG
Molecule: messenger RNA, 468 nt
Organism: Hibiscus syriacus
Lineage: Eukaryota; Viridiplantae; Streptophyta; Magnoliopsida; Malvales; Malvaceae
Exons: 1
Coding region: 1-468 (155 amino acids)
Source: RefSeq, a predicted model, not a curated record